UCUGCCCGGCUUCAGCUGCCGGGAGUGUCCGCCGCCUCCUUGAGGAGCAGCCCUCCGCCCCAGGAGGCUGCUGGCGCAGAGCUACCGGGGCCUUUCUGAGAAAUGUCCCCCCGCGGCACUAAAAGUUGUAACUUUUGCAAGGCUUGUGACUUGAAGUAGGGCAACCAGUAUUUUGAAGAGCUCUGUCAUAAGUACAGCUGUAUCUCUGAAAGUCCGCGCAUUUACUGGAGAAUCUUCCCAAAGCUUGCUCAAAUCGGAACCCAGAAAUUUCCCAAAAUCUUCACAAUGGAGUUCUUGGUAUCCAAAGGAGACUGUGUUAGAUGUUCCAAAAAAUCUUUAUUGCUACUUUUAGUAUGUGUCAUAGUUCUUGUGUGCACUGAUCAGGACUACUAUAGUUUACUUGGAGUGUCCAAAGAAGCAAGUAGUAGAGAAAUACGACAAGCAUUUAAAAAACUGGCACUGAAGUUGCACCCUGAUAAAAAUCAGAACGAUCCAAAUGCACAUGAAAAUUUUUUGAAAAUAAAUAGAGCAUAUGAAGUACUUAAAGAUGAAGAUCUACGGAAGAAGUAUGAUAAAUAUGGAGAGAAGGGUCUUGAAGAUCAGCAGCAAGGAGGUCGUUAUGAAAGCUGGCACUAUUAUCGCUAUGACUUUGGUAUUUAUGAUGAUGAUCCUGAAAUUAUAACACUGGAUAGGGGAGAAUUUGAUGCUGCUGUUAACUCGGGAGAAUUGUGGUUUGUGAAUUUUUAUUCUCCUCGAUGCUCCCACUGCCAUGACUUAGCACCUACAUGGAGGGAGUUUGCUAAGGAGAUGGAUGGAGUAAUACGCAUUGGAGCUGUCAACUGUGGAGAUAAUAGAAUGCUUUGCCGAAUUAAAGGGAUUAAUAGUUAUCCCAGUCUGUAUGUUUUCAAAACUGGAACGCAACCAGUGAAAUAUUACGGAGACAGGUCAAAAGAGAGCUUAAAGAACUUUGCCAUGCAAUAUGUUACAAGCACAGUCACUGAGUUAUGGGCAGGAAACUUUGUUAAUGCCAUUGAAACUUCGUUUGCUUCUGGUGUUGGUUGGCUGAUCACCUUCUGUGCUGAGCGUGGGGAUUGCUUGAGUUACCAAACGCGCCUUAAGCUAGCUGGCAUGUUGGAAGGUCUUGUUAAUGUAGGCUGGAUGGACUGUGGCACCCAGGGUGAGCUUUGUGAUAAUUUAGAUAUCUCAUCUAGUACUACAGCAUACUUUCCACCUGGAGCCACCAUAAAUAACAAAGAGAAAGGAGGUGUUUUGUUUCUUAACUCCUUGGAUGCCAGAGAAAUAUAUCAGGAAGUAAUGAAGCAUCUGCCAGACUUUGAAAUGAUCCCUGCAGCAUCAUUAGAGGACCAUCUGGCUCAUCACCGGUGGCUGCUUUUCUUCCAGUUUGGAGAGAAUGAUAAAUCAAAUACACAGGAAUUUAAGAAACUUAAAUUUUUACUUAAAGAUGAACACAUUCAGGUUGGCAAGUUUGACUGUCUUUCCUCACCAACCAUCUGCAACAAAUUAUAUGUCCAUCAGCCUUGUUUAGCAGUCUUCAAAGGAAAAGGAACUGGAGAUUAUGAAAUUCACCAUGGAAAGAAGAUCGUGUAUGACAUCGUGGCAUUUGCCAAGGAAAGUGUCAACUCUCAUGUUAUCACUCUGGGACCUCAGAACUUUCCUGACAAAGAGAAGGAACCUUGGCUUGUGGAUUUCUUUGCACCAUGGUGUCCUCCUUGUCGGGCUUUGUUACCAGAGCUGAGGAAAGCAUCCAAACAUCUUUAUGGUCAGCUUAAAUUUGGAACACUGGACUGUACUGUCCAUGAAGGGCUUUGCAACAUGCAUAACAUUCGAGCUUAUCCAACAACAGUUGUGUUCAAUCAGUCUGAUGUUCAUGAAUAUGAAGGACAUCAUUCUGCUGAGCAGAUCUUGGAGUUUAUAGAGGAUCUUCGGAAUCCAUCAGUGGUGUCCCUAACACCAGAGACAUUCGUUGAAUUAGUUCAGAGAAGAAAACGAGAGGAAAUCUGGAUGGUUGACUUCUAUGCUCCAUGGUGUGGACCUUGUCAGGCUUUAAUGCCAGAAUGGAAAAAAAUGGCCAGGAUGUUAAAUGGAUUAAUCAGUGUAGGCAGUGUGGAUUGCCAAAAAUACUAUUCUUUCUGUCACCAAGAAAGUGUUCGAGGAUAUCCUGAAAUAAGACUCUUUCCUCAAAAAUCAAACACAGCUCACCAAUAUUAUAGCUACAAUGGAUGGCACAGAGACUCAUAUUCACUGAGAGGCUGGGCAUUGGGAUAUUUACCACAAGUGUCUGUAGACCUGACUCCUCAGAGUUUCACAGAAAAAGUUCUGAACGGAAAAGAUCACUGGGUCAUUGAUUUUUAUGCUCCUUGGUGUGGACCAUGCCAAAAUUUUGCUCCUGAAUUUGAGAUCCUUGCAAGGGCUGUAAAAGGAAAAGUAAAAGCUGGAAAAGUUGACUGUCAGGCAUAUGGUCAGACCUGUCAAACUGCUGAUAUCAGGGCCUACCCUACUGUCAAGUUUUACCCCUACCAAGGAACAAAGAAAAGUGUUCUUGGAGAAUACAUAGACAGCAGGGAUGCAAAAGCUAUUGCUGACCUCUUGAACGAAAAACUAGAAGCAAUUCAAGAUAAAGGAAAAAGAAAAAAGUCUAGAAACAAGGAUGAACUCUGAGUGGUACUGGAGAUAGAUACGAUUCAAAAUAUGUUGAAGCUGUGAAUAUAGAAGACACCAUGAGGAAAAUAGAAGGCUGAUUACAUUCAUGACAGGACUAAAGAGAUGAAAGCUAGUUUGAGUUCAUGGAUGAAAAGCAUUU
Messenger RNA from Neopsephotus bourkii (Bourke's parrot), 2821 nucleotides. It is a transcript of the gene DNAJC10, whose product is annotated as DnaJ heat shock protein family (Hsp40) member C10. The record is from RefSeq and is a predicted model, not a curated record. Gene Ontology annotation, molecular function: disulfide oxidoreductase activity. The transcript has 23 exons. Lineage: Eukaryota; Metazoa; Chordata; Aves; Psittaciformes; Psittacidae. The coding region runs from base 286 to 2679 and encodes 797 amino acids. Gene Ontology annotation, biological process: protein folding in endoplasmic reticulum. Gene Ontology annotation, cellular component: endoplasmic reticulum.